CUGAAGGGCGGGGGCGAGCUUCGGGGGCGGGGUAUCGUUGAGUUCAGGUGCUUCGGGAGCGCUCGCCUUGACCGCUGGCAUGGCGGGGAGGGGUAAACUAAUCGCGGUGAUUGGGGACGAGGACACGGUGACUGGUUUCCUGCUGGGCGGCAUAGGGGAGCUUAACAAGAACCGCCACCCUAAUUUCUUGGUGGUGGAGAAGGAUACCACCAUCAAUGAGAUCGAAGAUACUUUCAGGCAGUUUCUAAACCGAGAUGACAUUGGCAUCAUUCUCAUCAACCAGUACAUUGCAGAGAUGGUACGGCAUGCCCUGGACGCCCACUAACGCUCCAUUCCGGCUGUCCUGGAGAUCCCAUCCAAGGAGCAUCCCUACGACGCAGCCAAAGACUCCAUCCUGCGCAGGGCCAAGGGCAUGUUCACUGCUGAAGAUCUGCGCUAGAGAUCCCGGCCCUCUGCCCCUCUCUUGAUGCCUGGCCUCCCCAGCUUGCUAUCCUCUUUAAAUUUCAAACCUCUGGUUUCCACCCCCCGCCCCCCCAAUCACUGAGAGGCUGGGUGAGGUGCUUCUAAGGCUGCUGGGGCUGUGCCAUUCAAAUCCAGGCUGGUUAGGGAACAGGAAGCCCAAGCAUCUUCUCUCUCCACUACCUCUUCCCUAUGCUGUUACACAGUGUCAUUGUCGAUAUUAAAUUAAAAGAAUAGUUUUCUCUCCAAA
Nannospalax galili (Upper Galilee mountains blind mole rat) is the source of this 709-nucleotide messenger RNA. It is a transcript of the gene Atp6v1f, whose product is annotated as ATPase H+ transporting V1 subunit F. Gene Ontology annotation, molecular function: proton-transporting ATPase activity, rotational mechanism. The record is from RefSeq and is a predicted model, not a curated record. Gene Ontology annotation, biological process: proton transmembrane transport. Gene Ontology annotation, cellular component: proton-transporting V-type ATPase, V1 domain; membrane. Lineage: Eukaryota; Metazoa; Chordata; Mammalia; Rodentia; Spalacidae. The transcript is spliced from 2 exons.